AUGAGUCCCUCGCAAGAGAUCGGAGCCACCAUCCCCAACGACACCGCACACGCUGUGUCUGUCACGCUACCCACGUGGGAAGCCACCGUUGGCUACGAAGAAGGAGAGGAAUGGGUUGUUAGCAAGAUGAAAUCCGGGUAUCCUCGGUUCUUCAUCCAUGGGAUCAUUCAAGAGCUCAGUAAGAACAUAGAGACCAAAUACGGAAGAGAGGGAGAAAAGGCCAUGAUUUUCCCCAGUUAUAAGGUGGCCAAGCGGUGUCGAGACUUUAUCAAACGGUACAGUCAAUCGGGUAACAAUGUCCGUAUCUUACAGUUGAGUACUCCACCACCAAUGAAUGAAGAUGAACGAUCUUUUAUUAUUGAGUCGAACAUUGGAGUGUGUUUCUUCCAUGAAGAGGAAUGGCCCAUAGCAAAGCAGUAUUGGCAGCAUUCUGGAGAAGGAAUCAGUUCUAGAAUGGGAGAGUAUCUUUUAAGAGAAUUGUUUCAAAAGGAGAAGACCACCAGGAAGUUGGCAACCUUGAAGCAAGAGCUACAAGUUCAAAGGAUUCAAAGGAAGUCUCCUUCUCUUAGCAAAUCGUUCAGUUCAACCCAAGAAGAAGUUGAUAACGAAUACUUUGCCUUUAUAGAACAGAAAUUCGGUAGAGUGUUGGACUUGAAGUUUGCUCUGGAAGCGAAAAGAGCUUUGAGAAGAAGAAUCUGUGGGAAGGCAGACAAAUCCCGUAAUCAGAUUGAAGAAUUGGAAAAGUCCAAAAGAGGAAAGAGUUUGAGUGAAACAGACGUUUAUUUACUUCCCUCGGGGAUGAAUGCCAUUUUCACUGCUCACCAAGCGUUGCUUCAGUUAUUUCCUAAUCGGGAAUCUGUAUGUUUCGGGUUCCCCUACGUUGACACUUUGAAUAUCUUGAAGAAAUGGGGUCCGGGUGUCCUUUUCUUAGGGUUCGGUGAUGAUAAAUCAUUGGACGAAUUAGAAGAGAAAUUGCAAUCUAAUUCCAUAAGUAUUGCCGGGCUAUUUUGUGAGUGCCCCUCCAACCCCUUAUUGAAGACUCCCAACUUGAAGAGAAUAAGAAGUUUAGCAGAUAAAUAUGAUUUCGUCGUGGUGGUAGACGAAACAGUAGGUAACUUCCUUAACAUUCAUGUUUUACCCUACGCUGAUAUGGUUGUGUCUUCAUUGACUAAAGUGUUUUCUGGAGACUCCAAUGUGAUGGCUGGUUCAUUGAUUUUAAACCCCAAAUCUUCAAAAUACACACAAUUAAAACACUACUUCACCACAGAGUUUGAAGAUAUUUUUUGGGCUGAAGAUGCCUUGUAUUUAGAGAGAAACUCCAGAGAUUUUACAGAAAGAUCAAUAAAAAUAGAUCAAACAACGUUGGAAACAGUUGAAUUAUUCACCAAAUCUCCCUUGAUCUCAAAGGUUUAUUAUCCUACCUUGAGUGCUUCAAAGUCCUACUAUGAUAAUAUCAAAACUGCCAACGGUGGCUACGGUGGACUCUUCUCUAUCUUGUUCCACGACCCUAAUGACGCUAUAUGUUUCUUCAAUACCAUUCAAUUACACAAGGGACCUUCUUUAGGCACAAACUUUACCUUGGCUUGUCCGUAUGCCAUUUUGGCUCACUAUCAAGAGCUAGACGAAAUAGCCCAAUGGGGGGUGGAUAGAAACUUGAUUAGAAUAAGUGUGGGAUUGGAGGAUAAAGAUGUUUUGUUGGAAACGCUACAACUAGGCUUGGAUAAAGCUGCCGCCCAACAUACAUAG
Lizanozyma spartinae is the source of this 1746-nucleotide messenger RNA. RefSeq names its product cystathionine gamma-synthase (gene STR2). Bases 1 to 1746 code for a protein of 581 amino acids. Gene Ontology annotation, molecular function: cystathionine gamma-synthase activity; pyridoxal phosphate binding. Gene Ontology annotation, biological process: transsulfuration. The transcript has a single exon. The record is from RefSeq and is a predicted model, not a curated record. Lineage: Eukaryota; Fungi; Ascomycota; Pichiomycetes; Serinales; Debaryomycetaceae.